Eimeria necatrix is the source of this 193-nucleotide messenger RNA. Its product is annotated as SNARE protein, putative. The record is from RefSeq and is a predicted model, not a curated record. Lineage: Eukaryota; Apicomplexa; Conoidasida; Eucoccidiorida; Eimeriidae.
AUGACAGACUCAGGAGUGCCGGCCAGCAGCGAGGGCGGGGGCCCCGAAAAGUCCACCAUUUACGCCUUAAUUAUCUUCAAAUGGGACCCCGAGAAGCCCCUGCUGCUCUCUGCUGCUGUCGACGUUUCUUCUUUUCCUUUCUUCCACAGAUCCACAAUGAAGGAGCACAUCAUCUUCCACUCCAGGGGAGUGA